AUGAAUGGUGGAGAUUUGUACAGCGCGGUGUGUGUGUUGGUGCUGGCUGUGUGUGAGGCGUAUGUGUUUCAGGCCGGUCAGUUGUCAGGAGAUGUGGAUGAAACUCCUCCACAGAACAGAGAUUUCUCGGGCUCCUGUAAGGGCCGUUGUUUCGAGCUGAAGGAGGCGGAGCCGCCCAGCUGCAGGUGUGAUAAUCUGUGUAAGACGUACCUGAGCUGCUGCUCUGACUUCGACAAGCAGUGCCUCAAGACAGCGGGAGGGUUCGAGUGUUCGCGGGAGCGCUGCGGUGAGAUCAGGAACGAGGAUUACGCCUGUCACUGUUCAGACGACUGUCUGCGGAGAGGAGACUGCUGUACCAACUACAGACCACUGUGCAAGGGUGAGAACGCCUGGCUGGAGGGUGACUGUGAGGAGAUUCAGAGCCCAGAAUGCCCUGUAGGGUUUGUCCGUCCUCCUCUCAUCAUCCUGUCUCUGGACGGCUUCCGUGCCUCUUACAUGAGAAAAGGGAAGAGCGUCUUACCCAACAUCCACAAACUGAGAUCGUGUGGAACUCGCGCCCCUCAUAUGAGGCCCAUGUACCCGUCCAAAACAUUCCCGAACCUCUACACUCUGGCCACGGGUUUGUAUCCCGAGUCUCACGGGAUCGUGUGUAACUCCAUGUAUGAUCCCAUGUUCAAAGCUCAUUUCACACUGAAAGGACAAGAGAAGCUCACUCACCGCUGGUGGGGCGGGCAGCCUGUUUGGAUCACAGCAGAGAAGCAGGGUGUGAAAGCUGGGACGUUCUUCUGGCCCUGGGUGAUUCCUCUGGAGCGGAGGAUCCUCACUACCCUGCAGUGGCUGCACCUGCCUGAUGACGAGAGGCCGUAUGUCUAUGCUGUCCACUCAGAGCAGCCGGAUACGUAUGGACACAUCCUGGGUCCGCUGAGCAAUGAGCUGGAUAACACUCUCAGGAAGAUCGAUAACAUCAUUGGCCAGCUGAUGAACGGCCUGAAACAGAUGAACCUCCAUCGCUGUGUGAACGUCAUCCUGGUGGGCGAUCAUGGAAUGGAGGAGUCUCAUUGUGAACGAACAGAGUAUUUGAGCUCUUACGGACUGGAUGUUGAUGCUAUCACACUGAUCCCAGGAUCCUCCGGAAGAAUCGGCCCCAAAAACGCCAACUCACCAUAUGAUCCGAAGGAGAUUGUAGCUAAUUUAACAUGUAAGAUGCCCAAUCAGCACUUCAAGCCGUACCUGAAGCAGCACCUGCCCAAACGCCUGCAUUACGCCAACAACAUACGCAUCGAAGACGUGCACCUGCUCAUGGACAGGAAGUGGCAUGUGGCAAUAUCUCCUGCUACCUGCGGCUUCUUUGGAGAUCAUGGCUUUGACAACAAGAUCAGCAGCAUGCAGACGAUCUUUCUGGGAUUUGGACCGGGCUUCAAUUUUAAGACAGAAGUGCCUGUUUUUGAGAACAUCGAGCUGUAUAACGUCAUGUGUGAUCUGCUGGGUUUGACUCCAGCUCCUAAUAACGGGACUCACGGCAGUCUGAACAGUGUGUUGAGGAAGCCCCCCUACACCCCCACACAGCCAGAGGAAGUGACAUCACCCACACCUUUAGCCCCGCCCACUGAGGUGACCCAUGACCUGGGCUGUAACUGUGACGAUGAGAACAACAUUGAAGAAAGUUCCCAGAGGUUUCCUUCCGCUGCCGACGGACUGUUGAACAAUUUCUCUGCUGCGGCUGAAUCCAGAUAUGAAGCUUCACUCAUCUCAAACACGGUUCCCAUGUAUCCCGCCUUCAAGAAGGUGUGGAGUUUCCUGCAGAGAGACGUCCUCAGGAGAUACAGUCUGGAGAAUAAUGGCAUAAAUGUGAUCAUGGGACCCAUAUUUGACCACAACUACGACGGGCUGAGAGACACGGAGGAGAUGAUCAAAGAGCACGCGCUGGGCUCCGUCUUCAUCCCCACUCACUUCUACAGCAUCAUCAGCAGCUGCGAGAAACUCAACGAGACGCUGGAAGAGUGUGACGGAGAUCUGAGAGUCACCUGCUUCAUCCUGCCACACAGAGCAGACAACAGAGAGAGCUGCAACCAGAGUCGGGAGGACGAGUCUC
This is a messenger RNA of Sinocyclocheilus grahami, 2092 nucleotides long. RefSeq names its product ectonucleotide pyrophosphatase/phosphodiesterase family member 2-like. The annotation marks the transcript as partial. The transcript has 23 exons. NCBI's taxonomy places the organism in Eukaryota, Metazoa, Chordata, Actinopteri, Cypriniformes, Cyprinidae. The record is from RefSeq and is a predicted model, not a curated record. Gene Ontology annotation, molecular function: phosphodiesterase I activity; nucleic acid binding; scavenger receptor activity. Gene Ontology annotation, biological process: phosphatidylcholine catabolic process; immune response.